Messenger RNA from Mus musculus (house mouse), 3953 nucleotides. RefSeq names its product cholinergic receptor, nicotinic, beta polypeptide 4 (gene Chrnb4). Gene Ontology annotation, molecular function: monoatomic ion channel activity; transmembrane signaling receptor activity; extracellular ligand-gated monoatomic ion channel activity. The transcript has 6 exons. NCBI's taxonomy places the organism in Eukaryota, Metazoa, Chordata, Mammalia, Rodentia, Muridae. The record is from RefSeq and is a predicted model, not a curated record. The coding region runs from base 602 to 2002 and encodes 466 amino acids. Gene Ontology annotation, biological process: monoatomic ion transmembrane transport; excitatory postsynaptic potential; chemical synaptic transmission, postsynaptic. Gene Ontology annotation, cellular component: membrane; synaptic membrane; plasma membrane.
UGGACCACCUAGGAGUGGGAAAGGCUAAUGUAUGCUUCUUUCAGCCACUUAAACUGCCUUGGGUAAGCCAGGCUAAGAUUAAGAUGGGUGAGGGGGACGCAGCCUGCCCUCUCAGACCCUCCCUUACCCUGUAACUCCACCCCUUCCCCAGUCCCCAAGACGAAUGAGACAAGAGCUAGUCCACCCUCCCGAGUGCCACGCACUACCCGGCUCCUGAGUGUGAGAAAGUCUCGGGACCAUCAUCCAUAGCCACAGGUUCCCCCAGACACACCCUGCUCUGGGUCUACCCCAAACUCCAGUUCAGUCCUCUAAGUGGGUGGGACCCACAGCAGCUUCCCAGGUGGGGAGCACAGGCUCCAUCGGGUCCUAGUGCCGCCGGGCACAGAGAGACUGCCAGCUGGGACAGACGCUCACUCGCGGUUCCAUUGUGGGGUGACCGGCAGCCACCCGGCCGGCCAUGAGGGGUACGCCCCUGCUCCUCGUCUCUCUGUUCGCUCUGCUUCAGCCUGCCACAGUGGGGUUCCUCCAGACAAGGGCCCAGCACGUCUGACUAUACGAUUUCCCAGGGGACUGCCGCCUGGCCAACGCAGAGGAGAAGCUGAUGGAUGAUCUCCUGAACAAAACCCGCUACAACAACCUGAUCCGCCCAGCCACCAGCUCCUCCCAGCUCAUCUCCAUCCGCCUGGAGCUAUCACUGUCCCAGCUCAUCAGUGUGAAUGAGCGAGAACAGAUCAUGACCACCAGCAUCUGGCUGAAACAGGAAUGGACUGACUACCGCCUGGCCUGGAACAGCUCCUGCUAUGAAGGGGUGAACAUUCUGAGGAUUCCUGCAAAGCGAGUCUGGUUGCCUGACAUCGUGUUGUACAACAAUGCCGAUGGGACCUAUGAGGUGUCUGUCUACACCAACGUGAUCGUGCGUUCCAACGGCAGCAUCCAGUGGCUGCCCCCUGCCAUCUACAAGAGUGCCUGCAAGAUAGAGGUGAAGCACUUUCCCUUCGACCAGCAGAACUGCACCCUCAAAUUUCGCUCCUGGACCUAUGACCACACAGAGAUUGACAUGGUUCUUAAAUCACCCACAGCCAUCAUGGAUGACUUUACCCCCAGCGGUGAAUGGGACAUUGUGGCCCUCCCGGGUCGAAGGACAGUGAACCCACAGGACCCCAGCUAUGUGGACGUGACCUAUGACUUCAUCAUCAAGCGCAAGCCACUCUUCUACACCAUCAAUCUGAUCAUCCCUUGUGUGCUCAUCACGUCGCUGGCUAUCCUGGUCUUCUACCUGCCCUCCGACUGUGGGGAGAAGAUGACGCUCUGCAUCUCAGUGCUGCUGGCACUCACAUUCUUCCUGCUGCUCAUCUCCAAGAUCGUGCCUCCCACCUCCCUUGACAUUCCCCUCAUUGGCAAGUACCUCUUGUUCACCAUGGUGCUGGUCACCUUUUCCAUCGUCACCACUGUGUGUGUCCUCAAUGUGCACCACCGUUCACCCAGCACUCACACCAUGGCAUCCUGGGUCAAGGAGUGCUUCCUGCACAAGCUGCCCACCUUCCUCUUCAUGAAGCGCCCUGGUCUGGAAGUCAGCCCCGCCAGGGUCCCUCAUUCCAGCCAGCUGCACUUGACCACAGCUGAAGCUACGUCCACCUCUGCCUUAGGCCCCAGCAGCCCAUCCAACCUCUAUGGGAAUUCCAUGUACUUUGUGAACCCUGUCCCUGCCACUCCUAAGUCUGCAGUCAGCUCCCACACGGCAGGCCUCCCCAGGGAUGCCCGGCUGAGGUCCUCUGGGAGGUUCCGGCAAGAUCUACAGGAAGCAUUAGAGGGCGUCAGCUUCAUCGCACAGCAUUUGGAGAGUGAUGAUCGAGAUCAGAGUGUCAUCGAGGACUGGAAAUUCGUCGCAAUGGUCGUCGACCGCCUGUUCCUGUGGGUGUUCGUGAUUGUGUGUAUUCUGGGCACCAUGGGGCUCUUCCUGCCACCCCUCUUCCAGAUCCACGCACCCUCCAAGGGCCUCUAGGCUACCCAGCGUGUUAUGGGGCCCUGGGUUGUAGUGGGAUGAUAUGAGCAGCCUAGUGGGCAGUUUACUGCUUCAUCUGGGUUGUAGCUAAUGAGACCCUAAGUAAAGCUAAGACUAUUGGCAGUCAGCCUAUCAAUCUAGCCACGAGAAGGACAGAGAUAGGUGGCUUGCACUGAUCGCUCUGAAUAUCUUCGAGUAAGUCCCUUGAAGGAGGGGGAUUAGGUGGCUGAAGUCCAUUCUGGCCUCCUUCCUUCCAUGUGCCAGGCACUGGAGUCAGACAGCUGUGUAUCAUCCCAUCACACCCCAGCCCACCUUCCCAUCCAUCUCCCUCCAAUCCAGGCUACCCACUAGAUUCCCUGGCCGUCUUUCAUUUCCUCUCACACUUCCAGAUUCUUCCAGGUUAGAACCUUCAAAUCUGCUGUAGCUACCGCCCAAACCUCAGACUCUCAAUUCCCAAGCUUUUUACAUGUCUGCACUAGGCAGAGAUCUACUCCCAUGAUCCUCUGUUCCAAUAUGUCACUUCCUGUACAAGCCUUCCCUAGCCAUGCAUUCCAAAGCAGCGUCUCCCAUAACCACAUUAAACCUCCAGCUUUCUUGAGUGUCCUCCAUUGGCAGCUGCAGUCCUUAGUUGGUGGCACACUAGUCACCAGCACCUUGCCCAUUAAAGUCUAUGCUCAACAAGGGUCGGAGUGUGUGAAUUCACAUUCACACUCCAGAGCCUGGGACAGAGCUCUGCACACAGAAGGUGCAAAAUAAAUGUUUGUUGAAUGAAUGGCUCCUGCUCUCCUUCAAACACACACACACACACACACACACACACACACACACACACACACCCUCUGAGUAGCUGUCCUUGCUCCCUUCCUGCUUUCUGCCUUUACACCAUGGUUGGUUCAGGCCUGUCUCUUUCUCACACUGAUCUGUUUCUCUCACGGUGCCUGCCCCACUGUUGGCACUCAAGAUACUUCUGGAAUUAAGGAGUGUUAGUGGCUUUUUUAAAAAAAUAAAUGUUGAGCCAGGUGUGGUGGUUCACGCCUUUAGUCCCAGCACUUGGGAGGCAGAGGUAGGCGGAUCUCUGAGUUCGAGGCCAGCCUGGUCUACAGAGUGAGUUCCAGGACAGCCAGGGCUACACAGAGAAACCCUGUCUCAUAAAAACAAACAAACAAACAAAACAAUACAAAAAAAAUGUUGCUGUUUUCCUUUUACCCAGCUAGCUCCCAAAUAAUUUUGACUGGACUAUUGUAUUUAUUUAAGAAGCUUUAAAGGCACAACAACGAGCAGCAUUAUCUAUUUUAAUCCUCUAAACUGAUCUGGCUACCUCCCAGUCAAAACCCCAGUGAUACUUGCAUUUUAGUACUGAUCUGGCUCUCUGGGCUCCAGGUGUUUUCUUAUGGCAUCUCCUGGACUCUCUACCCAAAGAGAAUCCCCACUCUCCUCCUGCCCCCUUCCCUGGAUGGGAGGAAGUCCAGACCUAGUCUCUCCCCUGCUUAGCCAUUGACCAAUCAGGGAAUAAUUGGGGAGCAAUGUUUACAUAACAUUGAGACUGGAAAUUCUCAGAAUAAGAAUUACAAUCAAAUGUGGGGGCACAGAAAUCAGCGUUUGAAUAAUAUAAAGGUAAUCUUUACACAGGGUAUUAUUUCAUGCCUACAAGGGGAAGAUUUUAAAAAUUUAUUAUUUUAUGUGUAUGGAUGUUUUGCCUUCAUGUAUGUGUGUGUACCACGUACAUGCUAGUACCCCCCCCCCCAGAGGCCAGGAAAGGGCACUAGAUCCCCUGGAACUGGAGUUACAGACUUGAGCCACCACGUAUGUGGUGGGAAUCAAACCUGAGUCUUCUGGAAGAACAGCCAAUGCUCUUCUUGACUGCUGAGUCUCCAGCCCCUGAGGGAGAAUAUUUUAAAGUGUUUUGUUUUUAGAAUUAACCUACAAUAAAGUUGACUUCUUUAAAGUUUAA